Messenger RNA from Canis lupus familiaris (dog), 1300 nucleotides. RefSeq names its product ribose-phosphate pyrophosphokinase 1-like. Gene Ontology annotation, cellular component: ribose phosphate diphosphokinase complex; cytoplasm. Gene Ontology annotation, molecular function: ribose phosphate diphosphokinase activity; magnesium ion binding; ATP binding. Gene Ontology annotation, biological process: 5-phosphoribose 1-diphosphate biosynthetic process; purine nucleotide biosynthetic process. The record is from RefSeq and is a predicted model, not a curated record. Bases 137 to 1300 code for a protein of 387 amino acids. The transcript has 2 exons. NCBI's taxonomy places the organism in Eukaryota, Metazoa, Chordata, Mammalia, Carnivora, Canidae.
AAGAUGGCGGCGGGGAGGUAAGAUGGCGGCGCAGCAACGCGAGGUGGUUAGCACUGAGUCUCUUGGCCGACUUCAGGUCCCGUCUCAGCAGCAGCGGUGAUCGCUGAGCGCAGACUGCCUACGGUAGGCAGCCAAGAUGCCGAAUAUGAAGAUCUUCAGCGGCAGCUCCCACCAGGACUUAUCCCAGAAAAUUGCUGACCGCCUGGGCCUGGAGCUAGGCAAGGUGGUGACCAAGAAAUUCAGCAAUCAAGAGACCUGCGUGGAGAUUGGAGAGGGCGUACGUGGAGAGGAUGUCUACAUUGUUCAGAGUGGUUGUGGCGAAAUCAGUGACAAUCUAAUGGAGCUUUUGAUCAUGAUUAAUGCCUGCAAGAUUGCCUCGGCCAGCCGGGUUACCGCGGUCAUCCCAUGCUUCCCGUAUGCCCGGCAGGAUAAGAAGGAGAAGAGCCCGGCUCCCAUCUCGGCCAAGCUUGUGGCAGAUAUGCUCAGGGUGGAAGGCGCGGAUCGUAUUAUCACCGUGGACCUGCAGGCUUCUCAGAUCCAGGGCUUUUUUGAUGUCCCAGUGGACAAUUUGUAUGCAGCGCCAGCCGUCCUGCAGUGGAUACGGGAGAGCGUCUCCGAGUGGAGGGACUGUACUAUUGUCUCACCCGACGCUGGAGGAGCUAAGACAGUGGCCUCCAUCGCCGACCGGCUGAACGUGCACUUUGCUCCGGUUCACAGAGGACGGAAGAAGGCCGACGAAGUAGACCGCGUGGUGCUGGUGGGAGACGUGAAGGAUCGAGUGGCCAUCCUGGUGGAUGACAUGGCCGAUACCUGUGGCACGAUCUGCCUCGCGGCCGACAAACUCCUCUCAGCUGGAGACUCCAGGGUGUAUGCUGUCUUGACUCAUGGAAUCCUCUCUGGCCCGGCCAUCUCUCGCAUUAACAGCGCAUGCUUUGAAGCAGUCGUGGUCACCAAUACCAUACCUCAGGAGGAUAAGACGAAGCAUUGCUCCAAAAUACAGGUGAUCGACAUCUCCGCGAUCCUGGCAGAAGCCAUCAGGAGAACUCACAACGGGGAAUCAGUUUCCUGCCUGUUCAGCCACGUCCCUUUAUUUAUUUAUUUAUUUAUUUUAAUUUUUAUUUAUUUUAUGAUGAAUUCCAAUCUGUAUUGGGUCGGCAUUGGCUUAGGCGGACACGCUGGCGGGCUGUCGACCAGGGGUCUUGAGGAGACAUCCCUUGCCCUUGCCUGGAGGAUGGGGUCCUCAUCUGCAAGGAGGAUGGGAGUCCUCAUUUGUAAGGAGGAUGGAGGUCCCCAUCUGUAA